CCGCAUUUGCUGCUCAUUGUGUUAGGUUUGAGUUUAAAUAAACACAAUUUGGUUAAAACAAAAACAAAAAACAAAAACAAGAGCAAAACAUAAAACUGCCAAAAAGGAUCGCAAUGUCUUCAAAGUCAUAACGAACGAAUCCUUGUGUCAUUUUGCCUUUUUUUUUUCAAAAACUCUCGCUCUGUCUUUUAUUCCAGUUUUGAAUAAACGCAGAGUUUGUUCUUCAUCAGAAGAAGACCUCAAAGACUGACCAUGUUCAGUUAAGGAGCUUCAACAAUAUAUAUAUAUACCAAUAUAUUCUUCCAAAAAGACAUAUAUAUAUAUAUAUAUAUUUGUUUCUAUACAGUUGAGUAUCUUUAAAAUACUCUCGCAUAUAAGACAGGAUGUUCAGUUGAGUAUCUUUAAUACUAUAUAAUAUAAUAUAAAUAUAUACACUCCUUCGGUUAAACUCCUUCUUUGUGUUAAACGAUCACCAAUGUUUAUUUAUAUAUCGUAUUUAAAAAAUACUUGAUAAAACAACCGUUGUGGAUUUCCCCCCCCCCCAUUUCGCUUCGAUUUCACUUCGUUUCAUUUAAAUACGUCUUGUGGAGGAAAGGCAUGAAUGUCAUCACUUCAAAUUUGAUCUUCUUGAAAUUUUCGGACCUUUCGUUCGUCUAACCGAACGAAUAACAUAGAAAUACCAUCAAUCAGUUUUACUGGAUGAGUGACUAACCUACUCCGCUCCUCCCGGUUGGAACCGCUCCACUUCACUUUCACUUUGCAGUUAACAAAUAACCACCCUAGGGUGAGGCGAGGCAUGAACAUCACAACUCUACGUCUGCUUCGAUCGUUAAAAGAAACGUCUCAGUAAAAACCAAACAAACCAACUAAAUAAACAAACGAGCAGAUAUACCAACAACGACAAUAAUAAUAACCGUCAUUUGUGGAAUUCGAAACCUGUUCAAGGUACAAAUGAGAGGACGGUAGGUACAGCUGUACCCACUUAUAAUCAGUAGAGUUUAUAUUUGAUUUGAUUUAUUUAAUCAUUUAUAUUAUUUAGUUUACUCAUCACACACCCCCAUUUGUUUUUAUUAUCAAUCCUGCACUUUUCGAAUUUAUGUUUGAUUAUUAUUUUAAUCCUUAUUUGUAAACCAAAGACCAUUUGCUUCAUUGAAUGUGGAUUUAAUUCUGAAAUAUUCAGUCAGAAGAGGAUUAAAAUAACAUAACUAUCCCUACGUAUAUAUAUAUGUGUGUAUAUACUCACACAGAUACAUGUAAUUGUGCUAUACAAACAUUAUAUGUAUGUAUAAAUAGACACAGCUUGAACGACAUGUAAUUGCAUAUAUACCUACAUAUAUAUAUACCUACAUAUAUAUUCAUGGACAGAAAGUGGUCCGUUAUCUGCAUAGAUGAAUAAUAAACGAGUUUAAAUUAAUCAUACUAUAUGCAAACCGAUACACAGAAAAACAGAUAUUUGAUGUACUGAUCUUAGAUCUUUAUAAUACAUAAAUCCACACAUACGCGUACAACAAAAUUCGAACAUAAACAUUCGUUUUCAUACAUAUAUAUAUAUAUAUAUAUACACAUAUCUUUAAAAGACUUUUGUACAUACAUCUUAAUAUAUACUUAUAUAUAAACAUCUCUGUAUAUAUAGAUCUAAAACUUAGUUCUUCUAAAAUAUAAAUAUAUUAUACACAUAUAUAUAUAUUAUAUUUGAAAAACAUCAAUAAUGGAUGUUGAUGUUAAAUCCAUUGUACACGAUGUAUUCACUAACGAAAUCUUUGCCCAAGAACUUUCCGACAUCAGCAAAGAAAUAUGGACAAACCCUGAAUUAGGAUUCAAAGAAUACAAAGCUCAUGAUAUACUGACGAAUUUUCUCGAAAAUUACGGCCUAACAGUUGAAAGGAAAUACAUUCUUUCGACUGCGUUUCGGGCGACAUUCGAAACAGCUGGGUCAGAGAAUGGGCCACACAUUGCUAUUAUGUGUGAAUACGAUGCUCUGCCCGAUAUUGGUCACGCUUGUGGUCACAAUUUAAUAGCCGAAGUUGGAAUUGCUGCAGGAGUGGCGCUGAAAACUGCUAUGGACGAUGAAGGAAACAAACUAACUGGAAAGCUGACGGUACUUGGCACACCAGCUGAGGAAGGCCUUGGUGGUAAAGUGAAGUUAAUUGAUGCUGGAGCUUUAGAAACUGUUGAUGUUGCUAUGAUGGCCCACCCUUCAAACAAGUCAAUUUGGCGACCCAAAUAUUUAUGUCUUCAAGGGUUGAAUAUCCAGUUCACAGGCAAAGCAUCCCAUGCCUCUAGCGCCCCCUGGAAUGGCGUCAAUGCUUUGGAUGCUGCUGUUCUUUGCUACCAGAACAUUUCUUGUUUACGACAGCAGAUGAAGCCGACAUGGAGAGUCCACGGGAUUAUUAAGAAUGGUGGAAUUGCUCCAAAUAUUAUUCCAGAAUUUUCAGAAAUGGAAUAUUUCAUUCGUGCACCGAUCAAAGGGGAACUCGAUACGAUUGUGGACAAAGUUAUCUGCUGCGCGAAUGGAGCUGCCACUGCAACAGGUUGCUCUCUGAACUACAAACUAAUACAACCUGGUUAUUGGUCUUUGAUAUCCAACAAUACACUUGCUGAUCUCUUUGAGAAGAACUCCAAAACACUGAGCCUGGAAGAGGAUUCCGGUCUGGUGAGAUAUGGUGGUUCCACAGAUAUGGGCAAUAUCUCACACAUUGUGCCCAGCAUACACCCGAAAUUUGACAUUGGAGCUCGUUGUCAUCAACACACCAGAGAUUUCGCUACUGCUGCAGGAAGCCCUGAUGCUCAGGAAAUCACUCUGAAAAUUGCCGAAUGUAUUGCACUCACGGCCGUUGAUAUUCUGCAGAAUCCGUCCCUGGUGCAACAAAUGAAGUCUCAACUGCAAGAAGAUUUAGUUCAAGAACACUCAACGAAAUAAACUUUCCAUUCCCCAUUCCCUUCUCCUUAAAAGGAAAAAACUUUAUAAUGAACAUCACAACUCCUUUUGAUUCCGUAUCUCUCCUAACUUUCCUUCUGAGAUUCUAGAAUUCUUUCUUUGGUUUUUCUUUUUUUUUUUCUUUUUCUAAAUUCCAAGAAAUAGCACAUUUUCAUCUUUAAGCAUAUGUGUGUUGUGUGUUGUGUCUAGAUGUAUAUGAGUGUAUACAGACAUAUUUGUAUAUAUAUUUAUGUGUGAAUAUAUAUA
Messenger RNA from Octopus bimaculoides (California two-spot octopus), 3184 nucleotides. RefSeq names its product xaa-Arg dipeptidase. Gene Ontology annotation, molecular function: dipeptidase activity. The record is from RefSeq and is a predicted model, not a curated record. Lineage: Eukaryota; Metazoa; Mollusca; Cephalopoda; Octopoda; Octopodidae.